Molecule: messenger RNA, 3056 nt
Organism: Nerophis lumbriciformis (worm pipefish)
Lineage: Eukaryota; Metazoa; Chordata; Actinopteri; Syngnathiformes; Syngnathidae
Gene: serpinh1b
Product: serpin peptidase inhibitor, clade H (heat shock protein 47), member 1b
Biological process (GO): negative regulation of endopeptidase activity; collagen fibril organization
Cellular component (GO): endoplasmic reticulum
Molecular function (GO): serine-type endopeptidase inhibitor activity
Source: RefSeq, a predicted model, not a curated record
ACCCAUUCCUACUUCUAGAAACUUCUAUCAGCGGCUAUAAAGAGCAGCAGCGAGGAGGGUUUUGCACAAUCCACAGGACACCACAGAGAGGAGAAACACUGCAAAUCUGAGCAAGGCUUUAGCAGACAAACAGGAUGUGGCUGAGCAACGUCGUAGUCGCUCUUUGCCUGCUGGCCCUGGUGGCCUGUGCAGAGGACAAGAAGCUGAGCAGCCACGCUUCCACACUGGCUGACACCAGUGCCAACCUGGCCUUUAGCCUCUAUCACAACAUGGCCAAGGCCAAAGACACCGAGAACAUCCUCAUCUCGCCCGUGGUGGUGGCGUCCUCGCUGGGCAUGGUGGCCCUCGGGGGUAAAUCGUCCACCGCCUCGCAGGUCAAGACGUUGCUGCACGCCGACAAAAUCAAGGACGAGCAUUUGCACGCCGGCCUGUCAGAGCUGCUCUCACAGGUGAGCGAUGCCAAAACGCGCAACACCACCUGGAAGAUCAACAACCGCUUGUACGGGCCCAGCUCGGUGGUCUUCACAGACGACUUUGUGAAGACCAGCAAGAAGCACUACAACUACGACCACUCCAAGAUCAACUUCCGGGACAAGAAGAGCGCCGUCAACUCCAUCAACGAGUGGGCGGCCAAGUCCACUGAUGGCAAGCUGCCAGAGGUCACCAAGGACGUGCAGAACGCCGACGGGGCCGUGAUCGUCAACGCUAUGUUCUUCAAGCCUCACUGGGAUGAGAAAUUCCAUGAACAAAUGGUGGACAACCGUGGCUUCCUGGUGACCCGCUCUUUCACGGUCAGCAUUCCCAUGAUGCACCGCACAGGGCUGUACGACUUCUACGAGGACAAGGAGAACAAGCUGUACGUGCUGGACAUGCCUCUGGGCAAGAAGCAGGCCUCCAUGAUCUUCAUCAUGCCCUACCACCUGGAGCCCCUGGAGCGCCUGGAAAAGCUGCUGACCAGGAAGCAGGUGGACACUUGGCUCAGCAAGAUGGAGAACAGGGCCGUGGCCAUCUCGCUGCCCAAGGUCUCCGUGGAAGCCAGCCACAACCUGCAGAAACAUCUGGCCGAGCUCGGCCUGACGGAGGCAGUGGACAAAGCCAAGGCCGACCUGUCCAACAUCUCUGGUAAGAAGGACCUGUACCUCUCCAACGUCUUCCACGCGUCCGCCCUGGAGCUCAACACAGAAGGCAACCCGUUUGACACCAACAUCUUCGGCAGCGGGCGGCUGAAGGACCCAAAGCUUUUCUACGUGGACCACCCUUUCAUUUUCCUGGUGAAGGACAGCAAGACCAACUCUGUCCUGUACCUGGGCAGAGUGGUUCGACCCAAAGGGGACAAGAUGCGCGACGAGCUAUAAUGUUAACUUUUAAAUACUUAGUUUUUUAGAGCAUUACCUCAGGAACACAUUCCUUGAAGGCAAACUGUGGAUUUAAUAACUGAACUUAUUCCUCGUAAAGUUCCACUUAAAUUGAAUGCUGAAAUAACUGUUAGCAUGCUAACGUUAGCAUUCUAGCAUGCUAACUUUUUUAGGUAAUUUAGCAGCCGUUUACCCCAGAGUAUCCCAGAGUCAUAUAAAAAAAGUUAAAGUACCACUGAUAGUCACACACACACUAGGUGUGGUGAAAUUAUUCUCUGCGUUUGACCGAUUCCCUUGUUCCACCCCCUGGGAGGUGAGGGGAGCAGUGAGCAGCAGCAAUGGCCACGCUCGGGAAUCAUUUUGGUGAUUUAACCCCCAAUUCCAACCCUUGAUGCUGAGUGCCAAGGGAGGUAAUGGGUCCCAUUUUUAUAGUCUUUGGUAUGACUCGGCCGGGGUUUGAACUCACAACCUACCGAUCUCAGGGCGGACACUCUAACCACAAGGCCACUGAGAAGGUAUAACUGGGUAUGUGACACAUGCUAAUUGUUAGCAUGCUAACUUUUUAAGGUAAUUUUGCAACCGUUUACCCCAGAGUCAUAACUUGGUAUGUGACACAUGCUAAGUGUAAGUAUGCCAACAUUAGCCAGUUAGUUAGUUUGACUCACAUGUGUCCUACCGGAAUUGCACAGAUUUUUGUAUUAAGUAUGACAUUCCAACAUUUUACUGUCGGUAUAGGCCAGGCUACCCUUUAAAUGUUUAAAGACGAGUAGAUCACUGCACAGGCUUGUUUGACUUCUAAAUCCACUCCUUGUUAUUUGUCUUUCUGCCUGCACUGAAUUGUACCGGCUUUAACUUGCAGAGGAAAUGUAGUUUAAUUUACGCUGACCCACAAAAAAUGCUGUAGGAAUUGUGUGAUAACAAACAAAAAUGUCAUCCUUUUUUAAAUAAAAAGUGGGGAAAAAAAACCUGGAUUGUUUUUGGUGUGAGAAACCAAAAUAGAGAUGAUAAUCUUUCCAGUCGGCUGGAGGUCAAAGGGCGUCCCCGUGUUUGGGAUGAGAUGAGCAGGGCUUAUCUGCCGCAGUCAACUAUUCAAAGAAUGUCAGGCUUGACUUGUUGGACUCGCCUGCUAGACUAAAUAAAAGUCUUUGUUGGGUUAUCCCACACAAAGGAGUGUAGGGGCUUCAUGGUGAGCAGGGAACUCUUCAAAAGGCUGGUAAAAAGGUUUGGUCAUAAAAGUCUAAUGUGCAACAUGAGCGCCCUCCUGUGGCAGAAAGAACUAACUGAUUUGAUGUGACAAUAAGUUGUUUAAUUCAUCAUUUUUGGGGUAUUUUUCAACAUUUCUGAUCAUGUUGUGCUGGUUCAAAAAUGUGCCAAACUCUGCAAAUAUGAUUAAAAAAUCUCUUUUGCAAUCAGAGUCAUUAGAAAAUAAUGCAAAUAAAUUAUAUGAAUAAAUAUAGUCCUAUUUUCAGGUAGAAGUAAAGAACAUAUAAAUAUGUACAAUAAAGAAAAUAAUACAUAGCAGUCCCCAGGGGGGAAUUUGCUUUGGAGGCCCACGAGAUCCAGCGGAAGUUGCUGUAACGACAACUUUUAAUUCAUUUUUUUUGGACGUUGCUUUGAAAGCACUUUUAUUAAUUAUUAUUGCAGAGUCGUGUUGUACCAAUACCAAGAUUUUGGUACCGGUACCAAAUAUAUUUAAAUACU